This is a messenger RNA of Aspergillus bombycis, 5598 nucleotides long. Its product is annotated as putative TFIIIC transcription initiation factor complex subunits Tfc3. Gene Ontology annotation, biological process: 5S class rRNA transcription by RNA polymerase III; transcription initiation at RNA polymerase III promoter. Gene Ontology annotation, molecular function: DNA binding. Gene Ontology annotation, cellular component: transcription factor TFIIIC complex. Lineage: Eukaryota; Fungi; Ascomycota; Eurotiomycetes; Eurotiales; Aspergillaceae. The transcript has 5 exons. The coding region runs from base 1 to 5598 and encodes 1865 amino acids. The record is from RefSeq and is a predicted model, not a curated record.
AUGGCCCCGAGUCUACGAGAGUUGAUUGAUUUUCUCCUGGCAGAGAUUGCUCUCUGCGGUGAUCAAGGCGCUUCUCCUUCCGAUAUCUUGACGUUCAUCAAUACUUUCUAUGCCAAGGCUGCACAGGAUGCAUCCACCCGCAGCCAUGUUGUCGACCGGCGAUUUCAGGAGAAAGUUUGGUCAUGGCUAGCAAGAAACCCUGAAGUUUCUAUUGGCGAAAAUAGAGAAUGGAAUGCUCUAAGUUUUAGUGAUGUAGAACGUCGUGUUAAUGAUGCACCCAGCUCUGAGCACACUGCCCAAAAUCCAAUCCGUGUUUUUGUCUCGAAGGAGAGGACAUGGCUUGCCAUCACAGGCCAUGAACCAGACGAAAACAAACUUCUUGCCACCGAAUUUGCUCUACUAUCUAUCAUCGCAUCGCGCAAGUCGAAUGGUAUUGCUCAGACGGAAUUGGUGAAACUGAGUGGUCAAGACAAGCGCUCAGUCCCCAAGCGAACUGACCAACUGCAGCAAAAAGGCUACAUUGAGAAGAGGGCUAUCCAGAUCAAAUCAACCCGAACUAGUCUUUGCACCCUACGUAAAUUUAUGCAAGCGGAGCAAUCAUCUGCAGAAACGACAAAAGACCAAUCCUCGGGGCAACCACAAGUGAUCGACUAUAAGGAAUUCAGCAAGCAGCUUUUCAGUAUCCUUCGGGAGCAUGAGAUCAUUUCCCGUGUUGAUCUCAAGAAGAUUCUCGGCUUCGCGGAUAGAUGGCGGUGGCGUAUCCUCUCUCGUGCUCUGCGGAAAUUUGAACGCAUAGGCGUCUUAAUGCGUGUCAAGGCCAUGUCGCAGUUUUCUGAAAAUGAUAAACAUUAUUUUGCUUGCGUGAAGCUUAUACGAGAACCGACCGAGAAGGAUUUGGAGUUGUUCCAUGAAUUUAGUCGAGGCAUCUCAACCAAUCUGGAGCAGGAUGAUAAUGCGGAACUUGAUGAAGAUGUAGACCCGAAUGAUGCGACAAGGGAAUCUCCUCUGCUAAAUAAUGGUGAAACACUCAAUGUGAUGAAACGCGAGGAGGAUACUGAUGAAGCUGGUCGCAUUCUUCCUGUGUGGUCUCCAGACCAGACUAUCCACAACCUGAUCCUUGACGUUGUCGAAAAAGCGGGGACUGAAGGAAUUAUGAAUCAGCAAAUCAUCAGAAAAUGCUUUGGUGGUUUCUACCGUCGGCCACUGGAGAACACAAUGAGUCGCCUGGUAGAAUGUUGGCAGUUGUCACAACCAUUGCACCUACGCCACAUGGCUAUUGUACGAGACACGGUACUCAACCGCACUAUAACCCAGUAUAACCAUUUCACCGCAACAAACUUUGCAAAGCUUGUUGAGACGGGUGAGUCAGCCUGGGAAGCUGUUGAGUUUACCCCGAAAAAUCCGAAGGUUGACAAGAUUCGUGCACCGCCUGUUGAUGCACAACCUGAGCUGGACGAGUAUGGACUGCCUGUGGCUGUACCUGCAAAGGAGCUCCUGAAAAAUGGCGAUGUCUCUCUUUUGGAAUGCAUAGUGGCAGUGGACCCGUCAAGCUACAAUGUCACCAACACUGAUGCCGCAGCCAUACGACUUAAAGAUGGAACAUACGCACUCCACUGUGGGCAAACCAAGGCGCCAGCGGGAAGUAGAAGGCUUGCUACAAGUUCUGACAUACUCUAUCUCACUAUCAAACGUCGGAAACUACCAAGGGAUGAGUCUGAAAAGUUCCAAGGAAUGUCUGAGAUCGAGAAACUUAGAGCUCUUGGUUUAGAUGAGACUUGGACGGAGUACAACGCUCUGUUGAUUAAACGUCCGCAUUCUGGAGUUUAUGUCACACCGCGUGGAAGGCGAAGACCUACUGGCAAAAGGCAAGGUCGUCCAAGGAUCAGUCGAAUUGCUGUCUUCAAGUCUCCGAGGCUGUCAUCUUUUCCCUGGUUUAUGGAAGAAGCUGAAGCAGGCGACCAAGACGACGGAUCACAACAGCCUUCUCGGGAACAGACUGUCGAAGAGGCUGUUGAAGAAAAUGCCGAAGACACACCUGUUCCCACACCCGUUCCCACAGCUGCCACGACAAGUAGGGCCUUAGAUGCUCCUGAAGAUAUAGAUGCCACACCUUCCCGAGGUACUAAAAGACGCUCAAGGCACCCUGUAUCUAAACUUGAAUCUAGCCCAGCAACUAUGCGCACUCCAAAACAGAGACGCAUUACCGACUUUACCACUAAGGCUAAUAGUGUUCCUAUAAUUGCUACUGGAAAGUCAGAGGGCAUUCCAGCUGGAGACUCAAGACAGGAUAGCCCUGAUUUUGGCAACGAUGAUAAAACCCAAGGGAAGCCAUUGAAGCGGAAGAGGGCCGAGUCACCCAGCCAAAAUAGCCAAGAGGUUGUAACCGAAAACAGUUCAAGAGAGAGCAACGUUCAUGCGACACAGGUCCUAGAGGUACCGUCCAAGAAGCCCCGCGAAGCAGUCCGAAAUGAGGGAAACAAAGACGCCACAGGCGCCAAAGACAACCUUCCAACGGAUCAUGCCCCUGUUAAUGACUUAAAUGGAUCGGCACCAAUGGAGACAGAGGAAUGCAACACCGCGCCGACAGACAGGGCUGCAGUGGAUAAAACACCGGCAUCUCAGGCUGUUCUAGACGGCCGAGAAGUCAACGCCAAUCCCUUGGAGCGCCCAGAUACGGAAAAACUGGCUGAGAACAGCAGAGCGAGAGAAAAUGUGAAGGAAAAGAAAGGGUCUGUCGGCUUCAUACGGCGAAAGAUUAUUUUGGACAUCGUCGAAAAAGCUGGCGGGGCAUUCCCCAUGGGAACUGAGAUCUGGUACCCGUUCGCGACUGCGUGGAGGAAGACCAAGUACAAAGAAACCCCCGACCUUCGUACGAUCAAAGCAACCGUGAAACAUAUAAUUGAUGCUGGAAAGCUUCGCCAAUUAACCUUUAGUGGCAAGGAUAACAAAGGGGUCAUGGUAACAAAAAAUAUCAUAGCUAAACCCGACAUGCGGGCAGAUGACCCCUUGGUCAUGGAUAUGCAGAAAAAGAUGCUGGCUGCAGGGUCCCGACAUUACAUCCCACAUAAUGUCGACUACGACCCCGAAAUGACAAAGACUGGUGCAAGGAGAGUCACUUUUGGAAAAGAUGGCAGAGACCCCAACACGUAUUCCAAACUUCCUGUCGAGUCAGCACUCACAGUACAAUUACAGUAUAAACCAGGCUUUGUUGUAGCCCAGGAGAAGAGGAAGGGUCUGAGCGUUCAGAAGCGGCUGUUGCAGAGGAUCGGGGAAGGGAAGGAAAAUCAUUCCAAAGUGGUUCGACUCUUGUCACUCCAGCGACCGUUGGCACAAGACUCUAUUACUCCUGGAAUGACUGCUGCUACAAGGCCCGAUCAAAUAGCCAACCAAGGUGGAAGGCGGAUCAAACCGGGACGUCGGCCUUCAGUACUUCAAACACAGGACGGCUCAGCCGCCGACGGUGGCCGGAGAAUGAGACGCCUUUGGAUUCCCAUAUCGUCUAUGGCACCAUACGCUAUGCUGAUGAACUCAAGGCAGACGUUCUAUGCAAAUACAGGAACAUUCUCGACAGACGGAGGCCUUGCUGCUCUGCGGGCUGCAAGACAUGACCAAAAGAAAGCGCGAGAGUUACCACGUACUCUUGAGGCUACCAACGACAAAACACCUGAACUACCUCAUUCGCUUGAUGAUUUGUUUAGCCAGACACGGCGACGCCAGGUUGACUACUCCGAAAGUGCAGACCCCCGAUCGAACCGGUUCUUCUAUGAUACGAAUGUGAUUAUGCGAUGGGAACUUCAAAAUGAAGGACUGCUUGACAAGAAGAGUGCAGAUCUUUGGUACAUCAACCAGACAGUGCAGGAUAGUUUUGAUAGCGCUGGAAUAGAGGGCAACGUACGGUUUGACAUUGAUGAACCGGAACUUCCAGCGCGUCCCCUGCCAGAGCCCAGGGUUACCAGACAAAGGGGGCGCCGAUCCGACUUUUCUGCACAGCCUGGUACCUUUGGCGCAACGACGCUUCUCGGAUCUAACCGACUCCCGAUAUCUCGGACACUGGCUCCUGGAUUAGCGCGGAACCGUCGCUUGGAGAAACUCAAUGCAUCAAUGGCAGCUGGCGAUGAGUUCGAUACGACAAUACAACCCGCUGGAUCUCGAGCGCCCGCUCGUCGGAAUCGCACUGGAUAUCAAUUGCCGCACUUGCUGACUCAAAGGAUUAUGAUCGCGAUUGUUGUAGUCCGUGCCUUAGCCGGGGGUUAUGAAGGUAAAAUUGUCGACUGGACACUCUUUUCUAGCAGCUUUCCGGAUUAUGAUCCGCUUUUCAUCCAAGCGAAAGGGAAGUACGUGUUAAGCAAGAACCGGCUCCAGUUGGCAAAAAUGCAGAGCGACUUCCAAGAGCGUUAUCUUGAAGCAUACAGCGAUGGUCAGGUUCCUCCGAUCAACUACGAUGAUCUCGAGGGGUAUGAUUGGGAAUGGGUUGUCGAUUGGGCAAACGCUCAACUCGAUGUCCCCAAAUCCGAAAAGCUCCUUCCGGACCUCCCCGCCACACGAGAGCAAUUUGACAGUGUAUUCGAGAUUCGGGAGGAACUACCGAGCACCCUGGAUGACAUUUAUCAGACCACUCAGCCAUUGACUAUCAAUCGCAAGCGUACCCUUUUUGCAACCGUCCCAUUUGCCCUCCCUCUGAUCGAUAAACACAAGACGCCUACCCCUCCCAAGCAGGAUCUUUCUCGCUUGGACGUGGUCAAAUCAUGGAUUCGGGCCAACGUCGUUACUCCGGAAGAGGCAUACAGACCUGCCGAGGCACGGCAAGCACUGUCGUACAUGGGAAGCUUCAUAGAAAACGCCAUCGAGUCGUUGGUAACAGAGAGGAUCAUAUCAAUGGGUAACCGAGGCAGGAUCACGCCGGGCCGCAACUACGACAUCACAGAUCACUUCCUGCACGCAUUGGGACGUAAGCGACUGAUUGAAAGCACCCAGCUCCGACGGGCAGCCAGGUUCAAGACGCAAAUGCUCGACCCAGAAUUACAAUCCGAAGGCAAAUUCGAGAUCAAAUAUAAUGCCGAAGACGGCGACAUACUAGCAGUGAUCAACCUAGUGGCCGCCCGCAGAGUGACCCUGAGACCACGAGAUGCUCCACGCGAUAAAUAUGGGUUGACAGAGGGUGGCUACCUGACCAGACAAAUAGACAGGGAUAAGCUCCGCUUCGCAGUUGAACUGUACCCCGUUGAAAAAACCUACGUGUACGGGAACCCGAUUGAGAAGGAACUCAACGAUGCACCGGCGCCCUGCCCUCCCCGAGCUACGAACAACGGGACAGCCUGGGUACCAGAAAAAAUACCUCUAUGGUGUGAUAUACACGGUGGCUUCAUCAAGCUACUGUGGGAUUUGGCCGUCGCCGCAGUAGCUGGUUGUGUCGCUAGCAGACCGGGGCUCAGCGCCGCGAGCAUUGCCAGCAUGAUCAAACCUACAAUGGGAGCAUGGGAAAUCGAGCACCUACUGAAAUGGAUGACAGAGAUUGGGGCCAUGCGAAAGGAGGGCCCAAGUGGCGAGAAAGAAGCUGGAUGGACCCUCCAGGAAUGGUGGUGGAUGAUACUAUGCUAG